AUCUGCCUCAGUAUUUCAAGAAUACAUUUUCGAUCUGUCACUUGUGAAGUCUAAUAUUCCAUUCAAAAUUGGAAUAUGUGGCAACCUUGCCAACUAACCUCACAUUCUGAGCCUCAUCUUUCUAUGCUAUGUAAACUGAACAUUAUUGAUGUUUAAACUUAUAUUUGUGACUCGCGAAUGUUAGCUAAAUUUUCAAAAUGCCUUACAAGUGCUGCGUUCCUAAUUGUGUCGGUAAUUACGGGAACGGUCCGAAGGUACACGUAUUUUCGUUUCCAUUGAACGAAAACUGUCGUAAAAGAUGGCUCAAUGCAAUCCCUUGUAGUGAUUUAGUGCUUACAAAAUACACCCGAGUAUGUAAUUUGCACUUUGCUGAGGACAGCAUCAUUUGGGAAUCCACCUUCCAUGACGAAAAGGCAGAUAUCCGACUGGCGUUUCCCCUUCAAGCGGUCCAACCAUCCUGUGUGCGUCCACCACGGCCGCACCAGAGUACUGUAUAAGCUGAAACACUGCGAGGAGGGUGUUAAGGAGGGCACCGAACUGUACGAGUACCUAGAAGCCGACCAAUGCAAAUGCCAGCUUUGCUCAUCUUCUGACACCAGUUGCGAGGGCCUCAGAUAUAAGCAUGGUAGGGAAGCGCUGGGAUUCCGUAUCAAUUUUUAAGUCUUGAGGUUAAGGUCUAGCUUAGUCGUCCUUUUAUCAAUGAAUACAGGCUAGCAGAACAAAUGUAUUCUACGUGUCUGUUUCAAACCGCCGCUCAAAGUCAAUCGAAGGCUUCUAAGCAGGCGGUCAAAAAUUAUGCGUUUCUGAUAGCUUGUGCAGCUUGUACUAACAACGAUUGGCUGACUGAAAUAGAAACUGCAUGCGAACGACUUCUAACUAAACUCUUCGUAUCCAAUAAACUUUGUUUCUACUGCAAAUGUGUUGAAAAGUUACUCGAAUUCUCCGUACUCGUAGAUACAAGUGACGAUCCAGGCACAAAAUGUGUUUUAUGCUUCAACCACCACAAACUCGUAUUGCCUGAAUACCGUAGGUACCGUGGAGCUAUAGGGAGAUACAGGAGAAGGGAGGCGUCUAGCGAGGGACACAUAUGCAUAUGCAGACAUUCUGGGCACGUCUCAGAGAUCCACCGGCUGGUACCUCCACGUUCGACGGUCUGUGGCGGAGAGUAAGCUGCGCAUAGAAUAAUACCUUAAAGAGACUAAUCUCAAUGACAGCACAAAAUGAGUAUCCGAAACUUCAUUACUGACGCCAUGCUUAAUCGAAAU
Acanthoscelides obtectus is the source of this 1265-nucleotide messenger RNA. NCBI's taxonomy places the organism in Eukaryota, Metazoa, Arthropoda, Insecta, Coleoptera, Chrysomelidae. The record is from the annotation of a GenBank genome assembly.